GAAACCGGGAGGAGGGAGAAGAGAGGAGAAGUGGAGAGAAAGAGAGAAAGAGAGGGAUUUUACCUCACAGCGCUGAGGGUUGGCUUUAUCGUGGACCAGACAUCACGGACUCCAUGUGGGGCUUUUAGCACAGCACACCGGACAGCGCCGCUAAUUAAGCCCGCUCGAGAGCCCCCGCUCGCCCGGGCUUCCAUCGGCACAAGUCCCGCUCCGGAUAUGCGCUCGUCCACAGACCGCGAUGCCAACCGCCGGUCCCAGUGACUUCCCCCGAGCAUGAAGGCUGCGCACAGCACCGAGCGAGGCGGAGAAACUUCUGCAAGACUGAACCCUCCAGCGAACCUUCCCCGGUCGUCAGCGUACUGAGACGUGCCUUACAGCGUCCGCCAUGGGGAUAAGACACAUUCUGCUGCUGCUCGUCUAUCUGGACCCGACGAGCGUGUUGAGCGCGGCUGCGGGUGCCAAAAAAGCCAAGCAGACGCACAGGAAGAUCCCCAAAGCCACGGCGGCUCCCACGGCGGCCCAGCAGCCCAAGACCCCGCUCCCUGUGCCGGUCAGCAACCACGACACCUGCCUGGGCUACUACGACGUGAGCGGCCAGUAUGACAAAAUGUUCGAGUGCAACAACACGGACCACCGCUACUGCUGCGGGACUUGCUACCUGCGCUUCUGCUGCGAGUACAAAAAGGACAGACUGGACCAGAAAGCCUGUAAGAACUACCAGACUCCCGUCUGGGUGCAGACGGCCGCUCCGUCCCAGGCUCCCACGGAGGAGACGUACGUGGACCAAACCAACACCGCCGUCUACAUCACCUGUGGGAUCAUCGCCUUCAUCAUCGUCAUGGGAGUGUUGGCCAAAGUUGCCUAUGACAAAGCCACAGAACCGCCUCAAGAAAUGAACAUACACAGAGCGCUUGCAGACAUCCUGAGGCAGCAGGGACCCAUACCCAUUUCUCAAUAUGACUGUGAGAACUUUGCAGCGAUUAAUGGUUCCUCCAAAGACAACACACCGAUCAGAACCUCAUCCAAGAACCAUUACACUCCCGUUCACACCUCCAAAUCCAAUCACGGUCACUAUGGAAAGGAGAGUGUUCGGAGCAGUGGUGGUGCGGAUCUUCAUAACUUCAUCUCCUCUGGGUUUGUCACGUUGGGUCGUGGUCACCAGAAAGGAGAAAAACAUUGGCCGGUCCGCUCCCAAAGUCACCAUGGUACCCAUCAGCACAACUAUAACCAUAUGGCUCUAGGUAGCCCCAUACGCACACCCAAGAACGCCCACCGAUCGCUGAGGCGUGAAAACAAUCGGAUAAGUGGCAUCCUGACUUCGCAGACGGAGCCCUACGACCUGUCUUUUUCACGCUCCUUCCAGAGCCUGUCCCACCUGCCGCCGUCAUACGAGGCGGCCAUCAAAGCCGACCUCAACCGCUUCUCGUCCUUGAAGAAACUGACAGAUAAAGAAGUGGAGGACUACUAUUCCCGUAAACGCCACCUUCCCGACCUGGCAGCAAGAGGCACUCUUCCCCUUCAUGUUCUUAAAAAUACUCAAGACCCGCAGCAACAGCUUCAGAGCCAGGCCCAACAGUCCUCCAUCUCACAGGUUUCUACCCAACCGCAGUCUUCCCAGCAGCCGUCCCAGCAAAGACAAAGACCCCGUCGUGUCCAGAGAGCCAUGUCUCAGGAUCGGGUUCUGUCCCCACAGAGAGCCCCACAACAGGAAUUCAACACAUCCUCGAAUGGUAUGUCACCCUACGGAGGUCGGAUCCUCUCAGAUGAACAGCUGCUGUCAGCCGAACGUCUUCGAUCCCAAGAGCGGCUCCUUCCGCAGGACCGCCAUACUUCCCAAGAACGCCUGUACACCAAGGACCGCAUGUACUCCAAGGACCGAUUGCUCUCACAGGAUCACCUUUACUCAAAAGACCGUCACUACUCUCAAGACCGACUCUACUCACAAGAUCGCCUGUACUCACAAGACCGCCUUCUGUCCCAAGAUCCUCUCCUCUCGCCAGACAAGCUGAUGAUGUCGCUAAAGCGCGGCAUGGUCAGCAGUGCGUCCGGUGGCUUCUACGACAUGGACAAGUCCAUGUCACGUGCCAUUUCGCACACAGACGUCUUCAUGCCCACCACGCCUCUGAUGGAUCGCUACAAGAUGACCAAAAUGCACUCCCAUCCCAGUGCCUCCAACAACGGCGGUAGCGGAGCCAGUGCUGGGGCUCUGACAGCGGCGCCCUCAACACACUCAAACACUUUAGCAAUGAACCAGACUGUCACUAAGCGGCAGGCGUUCGCCACAAGACGGACUCACACCGUGGAACAGCUCCACUACGUCCCCCAGCAUCACCAGCAGCAACAGCCGCCGCAGCACUACCGCACCGGCAGCAAGACCGAGGUGACCGUGUAACCGCAACCGGGAAGUGCCUGAAUUGCACGGACAGUAACACUACUGUGCCAUUGGCUGAAGUAAUCAGGUGUGCUCAUGCUCAAUUAGAGUAGGACGGUGAUGAUUUAGCUUUCUUUGAACCACGUUCCAGGACCAAGAACAUCAACUCGCUUACUGUGAGAGACCGGUAAAAUGAGCUACACUGUAUGCUACAUCCAGAAUACUUUAAUUCAGUUCUCCCUCUCACCUGCAAACAAUCACACCACCGUCCGCAUUACCAUUUCCAUGCACGGGCCCUGGUCUCGGUCUGUGGGUUUUGGUGAGGAAACACUAAUCGCUUCAAGCUGUGAUCAGGCCCCUUUCUCCAAAAAAAAAGUCUAGUGUAUGACCUUUUCUGUAAAAGGGCUUUUCACUGUAAAACCCAAUGAUCCAAUUCCUCAUUGACUUCUGAUGUACGACACGACAGCACCACAUAUAAUGAACUAUAAUAACAUCAUAAAUAUAGAGAUAAAAUGGACAAAAAAAUAUUUGUACAACCCAUCCUAUUUAUAGCUGUAGAGAAUCUUAACAAGAGAUGCUGAAAUUGAUGUUAUUUGCACUGUUUUGGUGCCUCUAACAGAUGUUUAAUUUCUAAAAAAAAUGACAUGUGGGUUAUAAAGCACAAAUCAUUAAAAAAAAAAGAAUAAUCACAUUGUUACUGAAUUUUAGGGUUUUUGUAAGGCGAUGGCAGUUACAGCACCUCAUAAAAGUGAGUACGCCUGCAUAUAUUUUAUUAUAUUAUCACAUUUCUUCAUGGAAAGAAAAUUAAGACACUUUGAUACAAUUUCAAGUAGUCAGUGUACAGUACAUCUUGUGUGACUGUAAAUUACUGCCCACUCAAAAUAACUCUACACACGGCAUAGCUCGGUUGGUAGAGUGGCCGUGCCAGUAACUUGAGGGUUCCAGGUUCGAUUCCUGCUUCCGCCAUCCUAGUCACUGCCGUUGUGACCUUGGGCAAGAAACUUCACCCACCUGCUCCCAGUGCCACCCGCACUGGUUUAAAUGUAACUUAGAUAUUGGGUUUCACUAUGUAAAGUGCUUUGAGUCACUAGAACAGGGGUCACCAACGCGGGGCCAGCGGGCACCAGGUAGCCCGUAAGUACCAGAUGAGUAGCCCGCUGGCCUAUUCUAAAAAUAGCUCAAAUAGCAGCACUUACCAGUGAGCUGCCUCUAUUUUUUUUUUAUUUACUAGCAAGCUAGUCUCGCUUUGCUUGACAUUUUUAAUUCUAAAAGAGACAAAACUCCAAUAGAAUUUGAAAAUCCAAGAAAAUAUUUUAAGGACUUGGUCUUCACUUGUUUAAAUAUAUUCAUAUUUUUUUUUACUUUGCUUCUUAUAACUUUCAGAAAGAAAAUUUUAGAGAGAAAAAUACAACCUUAAAAAUGAUUUUAGGAUUUUUAAACACAUAUACCUUUUUACCUUUUAAAUUCCUUCCUCUUCUUUCCUGACAAUUUAAAUCAAUGUUCAAGUAAAUUUGUUUUUCUUAUCGUAAAGAAUACUGAAACAUUUUUAUUUAAUUUUUCAUUUUAGCUUCUGUUUUUUCGACGAAGAAUAUUUGUGAAAUAUUUCUUCAAACUUAUUAUGAUUAAAAUUCAAAAUAAUUAUUCUGGCAAAUCUAGAAAAUCUGUAGAACCAAAUUUAAAUCUUAUUUCAAAGUCUUUUGAAUUUCUUUAAAAAAAUUUGUUCUGGAAAACCUAGAAGAAAUAACGAUUUGUCUUCGUUAGAAAUAUAGAUUGGUCCAAUUUGUUAUAUAUUCUAACAAAGUGCAGAUUGGAUUUCAACCUAUUUAAAAAAUGUCAUCAAAAAUAUAUAUUUAUUGUGAGAAAUCCUUAAGAUGAUCAGUGUUUCCACAAAGAUAAAUAUCAUUAAUUAUUUAUAAUAGCAGAGUUAAAAGUAACUUGAGCAAAUUGGCUAUUUCUGGCCAUUUAUUUAAGUGUGUAUCAAACUGGUAGCCCUUCGCAUUAAUCAGUACCCAAGAAUUAGCUCUUGGUUUCAAAAAGGUUGGUGACCCCUGCACUAGAGAAAUGCGCUAUAUAAAUAUAAUUUACUUCACUUCACACUACACACAGCCAAUGAUGUCAAACCCGCUGGCAACAAUAUGUGACUCCAACCAAAAGAAGAACGUCUGACAUUGGGCCAAAUUAUUAAAUUUCCCAGCCAAGUGUCAUGUUUCAGGUGAAAAGGGAACAGGUGUGUCAUAUUUAGUGUUAUUGCUCUUACACUCUCCCAUACUGGCCACUGGAUGUUCUAUUUAGCACUUCAUGGCAAGGUGAAGUGGAGGAGCACAAAGUCUGCGACAUCCACCAUUUUUGUGACAUUGUCAUGGAGGACUCUAAAGGCAACCUGAAGCUGUAAUAAAAUCAAUGCCCAAGAGAGUUAAGGCAGUGCUGGAAAAUAAUGGUAUCCACUAGUGCUGUGCAAUAUAACGAUAUAAUGCAGUACAACAUAAAUAUGUCUAUUGUACGAUGUGACUUAUAUCGUAAUUUAAAAAUCUGGGCCGCGACUAAUGUAACUGCAGCAACACUGCUUCUUUGCAGUAGCAUUUUUACUUCACUUGAAUUAACUUCACGGGAAGAGUCAGUAUGGAUGUCAACAUCAUAGCAAUCUGCAACAAGCAGACAGGGACAAACCCAACAGAAGCUAAGCCAACAAAACCUAAAGAAAAAAGGCUGCCAAAAAUAAUGGACGAUGAACUCCUUUUAGCUUUGGCUUGGGUUAACAAAAGUCAGUGGCCGCCUGAACGGUCAUUUUUAAAAAAAUAUGCUGCCAACAAUUCGUUGCCAGUGACCUGAACACCGCUCAUAUUUUUUUAUCACUCAAAGAGACGUUACACAGAAAAGUACAGAGACAGUGGACAAAAUGUGACAAAAUGCUAAAACCACAAGGUGUUAUCACCGUCUAUGACAAGCAGUCCUGCAGAUGGCAAGAAAUUUCCGAUGUUGUCUCUAAAUUCAUGUUUUGACAAGGCUCUAGUACAGUGGUUCUCAACCUUUUAUCAGUGAUGUACCCCCUGUGAACAUUUUUUUAAUUCAAGUACCCCCUAAUCAGAGCAAAGCAUUUUUGGUUGAAAAAAAGAGAUAAAGAAGUAAAAUACAGCACUAUGUCAUCAGUUUCUGAUUUAUUAAAUUGUAUAACUGUUCAAAAUAUUGUUCAUUUGUAGUGGUCUUUUUUGAACAAUUUGGAAAUAAAGAUAUAAAAAUAACUAAAAACUUGUUGAAAAAUAAACAAGUGAUUCAAUUAUAAAUACAGAUUUCUACACAUAGAAGUAAUCAUCAACUUAAAGUGCCCUCUUUGGAGAUUGUAAUAGAGAUCCAUCUGGAGUCAUGAACUUAAUUCUAAACAUUUCUACACAAAAAAAGAAAGCUUUAACAUCAAUACUUAUAGAACAUGUCCACAAAAAAUCCAAACCUAGCUGUCAACACUGAAUAUUGCAUUGUUGCAUUUAUUUUCACAAUCAUAUAUUGUUGAAGUAUUAUUCAAAGAAUAUAUUUAUAAAGGAUUUUUGAAUUGUUGCUAUUUUUUUAAAUAUUUUUUUAACAAUCUCACGUACCCCUUGGCAUACCUUCAAGUACCCCCAGGGGUACGCGUACCCCCAUUUGAGAACCACUGCUCUAGCAUACACUGUUGAAAAAAAUGUUUUUUUUAAUUGCAUUGUCUGGUUUGUAAUAUAACUAAGUAUGUAAAUGUUAUUUAUAAACCGCUUUUCACAGAUAAAAUCACAAAAGCGCUGUACAAAACAUAGGUGAAGUAAAACAACAAUUAAAUUAAAAAAGGGACAACAUCAUAAAAAGGAUACAAAGUGGAUUAAAAAUUAUAGUUCAAAGGUGCAUUAACCUUUUAUGCACCUUUAUCUUUUUAGCUUUUGUAAAAAGAGAAGUUUUCAAAUGUUUAUCAAAAGUUUCGACACAGUCAAGAUCACAGAGGGACUAGUGCAAAUUGUUCCAGAGCUACAGUAUAGCCUGGAAUACCAGGUCUCCGCGGGUUUUAAAACACAUUUUUGGGCUCUUUAAAAGACCCUGGCCUGAAGACCGCAGGCUUCGCUCUGAGGAGUAGGGGCAUAACAGGACAGUGAUGUACUGAGGGGCCCCCCAUGCAAUGCAAGGGUAGUCUGGACUAAAAUUUUAAACUCAAGGCGGAAUUUUUAACUGGAAGCCAAUGAAGACUGGAUACGACGGGGGGGAUUUGGGCUGUUCUGGGCGCACCGGUCAACAGUCUGGCAGCUGCAUUUUGUACAGUCUGAAGUCUCUUUAGCCUUGACUUGUUGAAGAGAGGGAAAAGAGAAUUGCAAUAGUCAAUGCGAGACGAAAUCAAAGAAGAAAUUAUGACCAAAAGUAAAACUCAUUUAAUGUGUGCAUAAAAAUAUAAUUUGAAUAACAAACACUAUAUCUUAAUGUAAAUCGUUUUUAGGAUAUAAAUUACCCAUUCAUCCAUUUUCAAUUGCUUGUACCCCGCCUUCUGCAUUCGGGUACACCCUGGACAAGUCACCACCUCAUCGCAGGACCAACACAGAUAGAUGGACAAAAUUCACACUCAUAUUUACACACUAGGGCCAAUUUAGUGUUGCCAAUCAACUUAUCCCCAGGUGCAUGUCUUUGGAGGUGGGAGGAAGCCGGAGUACCCGGAGGGAACCCACGCAGUCACGGAGAGAACAUGCAAACUCCACUCAGAAAGAUCCCAAGCCCGGAAUUUUAUUGUGAGGCACACAAUGCAAUGCCUAAUUUACCCAUAUUAGGAUAUGUAUUUGUUGUCUACAGUAUAUUGCACAUGUAUACAAGUAAAAUAUUGACACUUUGGUCCACUUUAGAAAUUGUAUUCACUUUUCUUGUGAGUGUUAUAGACAUUAAUGGCUGUGUGUUAUUUUAGGGGGAAUUUACACUAAGCUGUUCACUGACCACUUUAUAUUGUAUUAAAGUGAAAAUAUAAUACAUAUUUGCAGAAAUUUAAAGGGUGGAUACUCACUUUUGCGAGAGACUGUACUGUAUAUAUAUUUACACACACACACACACACACACACACACACACACACACACACACACACACACACACACGCACACAUAAUUUGGGGGUUUAUUUUGCUUCUAGUCUGUAAAUAAGCUAUACUAGAAACAGUGUUUUUGGCAAGUCUGAACUGAAUGGACUUUGAUUUAGACUGUCUGUUGAAAGUAGAUUCUUCAAAAGAACAACUAUAAAUGAUCACUGUUUUGUUAGUUCAGAUUAGAACCCAACUUAACCAAGUAUUUGACGGGAUAAAUGACUACUAUACAGUGUGUCUUGCAGAACUUUGUAGUGAGAAAAGGAAUGAAUGUGUUGUUAAUAACAGAUAUAUUGCUCAUACUUGGAUGUAUACUGUUCUCCAUUGACAUCCCCCAAGUUGAACAUCAUGGAAAUUGAUUAUAAUGCUUGUAGGAACAAAUAAACCAUCCAUAUUUUUCUAACUAUUCAAUAUUGA
Molecule: messenger RNA, 7857 nt
Organism: Nerophis ophidion (straightnose pipefish)
Lineage: Eukaryota; Metazoa; Chordata; Actinopteri; Syngnathiformes; Syngnathidae
Gene: shisa6b
Product: protein shisa-6
Exons: 10
Coding region: 386-2392 (668 amino acids)
Biological process (GO): regulation of AMPA receptor activity; regulation of short-term neuronal synaptic plasticity
Cellular component (GO): postsynaptic density; AMPA glutamate receptor complex; dendritic spine membrane
Source: RefSeq, a predicted model, not a curated record